Messenger RNA from Gossypium arboreum, 1491 nucleotides. RefSeq names its product peroxisome biogenesis protein 5-like. Lineage: Eukaryota; Viridiplantae; Streptophyta; Magnoliopsida; Malvales; Malvaceae. The transcript is spliced from 2 exons. Gene Ontology annotation, molecular function: protein binding. Gene Ontology annotation, cellular component: cytosol; peroxisomal membrane. The record is from RefSeq and is a predicted model, not a curated record. Gene Ontology annotation, biological process: protein import into peroxisome matrix, docking. Bases 1005 to 1361 code for a protein of 118 amino acids.
AGCUCAGUUAACAUCUGUAGAUCAAAUGAGAAGGGGAAAUAUAGAAAGUUUGGCUGCAAUUUAGCAGACCAGGAUGCUUGCACAUACACUCUCUCAAAACAGUGAUCUUAAGUUUCAGGUUAUUUAAAACUGUUUGGCUAAAUACUUGCAAUGUGUCAAGGUAGCUCUUAAUGAUAUAAUCGUUACUAUGCAUGAGUUAAUAUAUGCACUGAUGUGCUGUGAUGAAAUUAGAGAUGAAAAAACUCACUCAAAAGUAUGUAUUUCUUAGAAAUAUGUACAACUAUAUAUACAUGAAGAUUGAAUCAACUUAAGGAAAGAAUAUCUCUUAAUUAAAAUCUCUAAAAAUCAGUUGUAAUCUCUAAAGAUACUAAUUAAUGCUAUCAAAUAAUCAAAAAUUUCUCAACACUACCCCUCAAGUUGGUGCAUAUAUGUCUUGCAUGCCCAACUUGCAAAGAAGAUUAUGAUAAGUCUUACGGUUGAGCCCUUUAGUAAAAACAUCUGCCAACUGUUUUUCAGAUGCUAGAUAAGUUGGUGGUUCUUUGAUUUUCUUCAACCUGUCCAGUGGGGUGAGGAGUUUGCUACUGUAUGAGAACAACUAGGGUCUUUUGAUUUGUUUAUUCUGGAUACAAACUGCAACUAAUGAUUCUGCAUGUUAUGUAUUAUUUUGAGACUCUUAAACCAUGCGAAGCUCUUAUUCUUAUUUGAAAUAUUCUAAUUUUCUUCAUUUCAUUAAAUGUUCUUGACUUGAUGAUUAAUAGGUUUUCCGUGGACCUGACCGUUGGGCCAAUGAAUUUGGUGCCGAAAGAUUGCAACAAGAGUCGGUUGAUGAUCAAUGGGUCAAUAUAUUCUCAAAGUUGCAUGUUGAUGACUGGGCAGAAGAAUUUGGUCGUCAAGUUGGUGAGGGGGCUUUGGGGGAUAGUUCGUAUGAUAACUGGGCAAAUUCAUAUGAUGAGUAAGUUUGGUAGCCUUGAAGAAGUUCACUUCAUAACCUCUUUUAAUUCUACAUGAAUGUUUUGGUUGUGAAAACUUGUAGGUUCCUUAAUGAGCAAUUAGCUGCUAAGCAGCGGUUGGACGCUUCAAGGGGUGUCUAUGUAUUUUCUGGUAUGAAUCCAUAUGUUGAUCAUCAAAAUCCUUUAAAAGAAGGUCAAGAGCCAUUCAGGAAAGGGCUUUUGAGUGAAGCAGUGCUUGCCCUAGAGGCUGAAGUUAUGAAAAAUCCUGAGAAUGCUGAAGGUUGGAGAUUGCUAGGAAUAACCCAUGCUGAAAAUGAUGAUGACCAACAGGCUAUUGCAGCAAUGAUGCGUGCUCAGGAGGCCUAUCCUACCAACCUGGAAGAAUGUUAUGAGCCUUGGUAUAGGAUCUAGUCACAGGUCUAGACGUGAGAGAAUUCUUGCUCUGACUUAUAGUUAAUCAAAGAAGCAGAUUUGUCCUUGACUGAACCCCCUUCAAGAAUAACAUUGUAAUAAAAUAAUUGUUUGUUCCUUCUUUAUUCAA